Molecule: messenger RNA, 1036 nt
Organism: Musa acuminata AAA Group (dessert banana)
Lineage: Eukaryota; Viridiplantae; Streptophyta; Magnoliopsida; Zingiberales; Musaceae
Product: plant cysteine oxidase 2-like
Exons: 5
Coding region: 138-707 (189 amino acids)
Molecular function (GO): oxidoreductase activity, acting on single donors with incorporation of molecular oxygen, incorporation of two atoms of oxygen
Source: RefSeq, a predicted model, not a curated record
AUACGCUCGGCAGCUUAAUUACGAGUCUUCUCAUAUAAAUAUGGGAGACCAUGCGGAACCCGUCUCCUACCGCCGAUUCCUUUCCUCCUUCGGUUCUUGCUCGAUGAUCAGAAUCUAGGGAACGGAAGCUCGGGCUAAUGCCGUCGGCGGUGCAGAGGCUGUUGGAUACGUGCAGAGAGGUGUUUGCCGACGGAGGUGCCGGGAUCGUGCCCUCGCCGGAGGAUGUUGAUCGUAUUAUGUCCAUUUUGGAUGGUAUAGAUGCCUCGGAUGUUGGUCUUACUCCGGAUAUGUCGUACUUCCGACGUGGUGCAUCCAGAGGAACGCCGGUGAUUACGUACCUGCCCAUCCGCGAGCUCGAGGAGUUCUCGAUGGUCAUCUUCUGUUUGCCUCCGUCGGGUGUGAUCCCACUCCACGACCAUCCAGGCAUGACGGUAUUCACCAAGCUUCUCUUCGGCUCCAUGCACAUAAAAUCCUAUGACUGGGUCAAUGUGCCUCAGAACUUGGCCGAGCUGGUCAACCCUUUACAACCAACCUCGUUACCCCCUGGAUUGCGCUUGGCGAAAGUGAAGACGGAUGCCAUCUUUACUGCGCCUUGUAGGACCUCCGUGCUUUAUCCGGAAGACGGAGGCAACCUGCACUGUUUCAGAGCAAGAACAUGUUGUGCAGUGCUGGACGUGCUGGGACCGCCUUAUUCCGGCGCUCGAUGAAGGGAUUGCACCUACUACCACGAUCGUCCAUACGCUUGGUUUCCUGGAGAGGCGAACCCGGUAGCCGAUGAGGACGUCGGGACGUACGCUUGGCUUGAAGAGAGGAACCAGCCUGACGACUUCUUUGUGGUUAGGGCCAAAUACAAUGGUGUAAGGAUUUAGAUGUGUACGCAGUGUGUAGUGUAGUGUGUAGCUACAGAAUCCUAACACUAUGCUUGUCGACCAAAUAUGUACACAAAAUUUUAGUUUCCGUCCGUGUGUUUGUUCGGAAACUGCAGUGGAAUUUGUUUUUCCUGAUGAUAUGAAGAGAUGAAGAAAUUAAUGUUUGA